CGUUAUUGUGUCCAUAGGUUUUAUAUGGUCGGCCGACCUCGUCCUCACACUGAACUGGGAGCGCUGUGAAAUAUUGACCAGUGUUUAAGAUGCCUUUCAUCGAGCUACAAACGAACCUGCCGGUCAGCUCCUUCUCUGAGGACUUCAUGAUGAAGCUGUGUAGCAGCACUGCAGCUGCUCUGGGAAAACCUGAGGACAGGAUGAAUGUGGUGGUGAAACCUGGGCUGCCAAUGCUGAUGGCAGGCUCUUGCUCUCCAUGCCUGAUGCUUUCAGUGUCUGCCAUAGGUGUGACUGACUCGGCUGAGAAGAACAAGGAGCACAGUGGCAAGAUCUUUGAGUUCCUGACCAGAGAACUUGGUCUGACUGAAGACAGGAUUGUAAUUCAGUUCCACGAGCUGCAGCCUCACCAGGUCGGGAAGAAGGGAACCGUGAUGAGCUUCUUGUGAAGAAUGUUGUUGUUUCUGACACCGGUCACGAUCUCAGUCCUAGCAACAGACGAAGAACAGACAAAAUCAGAUUGUCACUUUAAAGGCACUUACUUUAUUUUCCUUUCAUACCAAGGUCUACUAUCAAACAGGAUACUGAGAAGUUCUCUUCUGAAUUAUUUAAAGAUUAACAUUGACUUACAAAUGACUUGUAUAACAAAGUGUUAAAGAAGAUAGCACUAGAAAUUCUGGAAAUAAAUGUCACUAUUUUCAACAAAAUUACAUUGUUUUUUCUGUUUUUAAUGCUCAGAAUAUUGACUUGUUUUACUAAUGUUUGUGAUAAUACAUCAAGUAAUGUAGCCUGACCAUCUGUUCAGAGGUUUGAAACAGAAAAUAUAUUUUCAUUAAAAACAUGGAAAUUAACUGGA
Molecule: messenger RNA, 853 nt
Organism: Limanda limanda (common dab)
Lineage: Eukaryota; Metazoa; Chordata; Actinopteri; Pleuronectiformes; Pleuronectidae
Gene: ddt
Product: D-dopachrome tautomerase
Exons: 3
Coding region: 90-446 (118 amino acids)
Molecular function (GO): phenylpyruvate tautomerase activity
Source: RefSeq, a predicted model, not a curated record